AUGCGCACAACAGACACCGCCAUCGCACUCGAGAAUGCCCACUCGGCGCACAACUACCACCCACUACCCGUAGUGCUUGAGCGUGGGGAAGGAGCGCGAGUAUGGGAUGUGGAAGGGGCCUCGUACUUGGAUUUCCUUAGUGCAUACAGCGCCGUCAACCAAGGCCAUUCGCACCCGCGGAUUCUCUCCGCACUCACAGCCCAAGCCUCAAAACUAACGCUGAGCAGUCGAGCAUUCCACAACGACGUAUUCCCGGCAUAUGCGCGCAAAUUAACCUCUCUCCUGCACUACGAUAUGGUACUCCCGAUGAACACGGGGGCUGAAGCGGUGGAAACGGCGCUGAAAAUGGCGCGUCGCUGGGCAUAUCGCGUAAAGGGGGUGAGUGAAGACCAAGCGCGCGUUUUUGCCCCACAAGGCAAUUUCCACGGUCGCACUAUUGCCGCUAUCUCCCUCUCGUCGGACCCCGCCUCCACUACGCAUUACGGUCCAUUCGUCCCCGGGCUCCAGGCUCACGUCGACGGCAGACCUAUCCAGUAUGGCUCCAUAGAUGAUCUUCACUAUGCACUCAGCAAGUACGGUCACUCGACCGCUGCGUUCCUCGUCGAACCCAUCCAGGGCGAGGCGGGGAUAGUCGUGCCCAAUGAAGACUAUCUGCGCGCUGCUAAGCGUUUGUGCGAGGAGUACAAUGUGCUCUUUAUCGCGGACGAGAUACAGACCGGUCUCGGGCGCACAGGCAAGAUGCUGUGCAGCGAGCACUCAGGCGUACGUCCUGAUAUAGUCACGCUCGGAAAAGCACUCGGAGGUGGCGUGUAUCCCGUCUCGGCUGUGCUCGCAGACAGACCCAUCAUGCUCACCAUCACUGAGGGCAGCCACGGCUCGACAUUCGGCGGUAACCCGCUCGCUUCUGCCGUCGCAAUGGCGGCGCUUGACGUCAUUGUCGAUGAGCAUCUCUGCGAUAAAGCUGUCCACCUUGGCAACCUCUUCAGAGACGCUGUCAGCCAUAUCCCCUCACCCCUCAUCUUGCAGGUGCGCGGGAAGGGGCUUCUCAACGCUGUUGUUAUCGAUGAGUCCCAGUCGAAGCGCGGCAGAGGCGCUAUGGAAAUAUGCCUUCUCCUUAAACACUACGGUCUGCUCGCUAAACCAACCCAGAAAAAUAUCAUUCGGUUUGCUCCCCCACUCGUAAUCGACGAAAGUGACCUCUUACACGGCGUUGAAAUCAUUCAGAAGGCCAUCCUCAACUUGGAUGUCGUCGACGAUGACUUGGUCUCGGAGCAUGUGCAUGUUUGA
Wallemia ichthyophaga EXF-994 is the source of this 1287-nucleotide messenger RNA. Its product is annotated as Ornithine aminotransferase. Gene Ontology annotation, cellular component: cytoplasm. The record is from RefSeq and is a predicted model, not a curated record. The transcript is spliced from 2 exons. Gene Ontology annotation, molecular function: pyridoxal phosphate binding; identical protein binding; L-ornithine transaminase activity. The coding region runs from base 1 to 1287 and encodes 428 amino acids. NCBI's taxonomy places the organism in Eukaryota, Fungi, Basidiomycota, Wallemiomycetes, Wallemiales, Wallemiaceae.